Molecule: messenger RNA, 1116 nt
Organism: Aureococcus anophagefferens
Lineage: Eukaryota; Pelagophyceae; Pelagomonadales; Pelagomonadaceae
Exons: 3
Cellular component (GO): cytoplasm
Molecular function (GO): nucleotidyltransferase activity; URM1 activating enzyme activity; thiosulfate-cyanide sulfurtransferase activity
Source: RefSeq, a predicted model, not a curated record
CAGGCGAAACUGCGGUCAUCGUCGGUACUCGUGGUCGGCGCCGGGGCUUUGGGGUGUGGAUGCCUGCCGUAUCUAGUCAGGGCGGGCGUGGGACAGAUCACGGUUUGCGACGGUGAUACGGUUGAGCUGAGCAAUCUGCACCGACAGAUUUUAUUUCAUGAGCUGGACAUCGGGAGAAACAAGGCUGAGGUGGCAGCCGAACGUCUAAGGUCAUCAAACUCAGGCGUAGAUAUAAUGGCCGUACCACGACACUGCGGCUACGACAAGCAGACGAUAAUGCGAGUGAAAUCGCAUGACAUCAUCGCUGAUUGUAGUGACAACGUUGGAACGCGUUACUUUCUAAAUGACGCGUGCCUCCUCGCGGGAAAAAUUCUGGUUGUAGCUGCAGCUUUAGGAACAGAGGGUUCUUUGACGCGUUGGAACUAUUCGAGCGGACCGUGUUAUCGGUGUGUGAGUCCAGCACCCUCGCAUCACGAAUCGCAUCGACAGUGCGCUGAUGAUGGCGUCCUUGGUCCUGUUCCUGGCGCGCUCGGUGCGCUGCAGGCACUUGAUAUCCUGCACUGUCUUUCAGGUCUGGGAAACACAGGUUCCGUGCUCAGAGUCUUCGAUGGUUUUUCACUGCGUCCCUUCAGAUUGCCCCCCAAGCGUCGGAACUGCGCGCUGUGUGGCGUUGCCCCGAGUUUAGUAUCCCUCGCCGAUUCGGAGAAAUGGGCCCAAACCCAGGGUCUCGACAUUAGUUCGAACAAUCGGACGUCAAACCUGUGUCCUACUCAGCUACAGCUGGUGAAUCCCUUUGUUUCAGCCGCGAUUAAUAGCUCAGCUCCCUGCCUGAUCAUUGACGUCCGCAAUUCAACCCAGUUCUCCAUCUGCAAACUUCCGAACGCUAUCUCACUCCCCCUACGAGGCAUCCUUCAACAGCCCAAAGUCGCGAAAGAAAAAUUGCAAUGCGCCAUAACCAAGCAAGACACUGUCCUGUUUAUUCUUUGCCGUCGCGGUAUCGAUUCAUGUUUUGCGACUCACACGCUCCUCAAACUCGGCUUUGAAAAUGUUCGGGACGUCGUCGGUGGUCUUGACGCCUGGCGCCGAAAGGCUGAUCCUACAUUUCCACUUUACUGA